Messenger RNA from Penicillium nucicola, 1002 nucleotides. RefSeq names its product metallo-beta-lactamase type thioesterase tpcB (gene tpcB). The record is from RefSeq and is a predicted model, not a curated record. The transcript is spliced from 2 exons. Gene Ontology annotation, biological process: secondary metabolite biosynthetic process. Bases 1 to 1002 code for a protein of 333 amino acids. NCBI's taxonomy places the organism in Eukaryota, Fungi, Ascomycota, Eurotiomycetes, Eurotiales, Aspergillaceae.
AUGGCACCCGGGGAAGGAGGCUACCGCCAGAUUAACAAGGCUCUCAACAUAUGCGUUUUUGAAGAUUACCUAGAGACCCAGCAGAGAUGUCUGCCCACACUGCCCGAUGUAGAGCAGCUUAGCCCGCGAGUGAUUAGAAUCCUCGGUCAGAACCCAGGAAAGGCAAGCUCUAUCUAUCUCUCUCUAUUCACUCUACAAGGAACAAACACAUUCAUCGUCGGGACGGGUUCCAAACGCCUCCUCAUUGACACCGGCCAGGGCAUCCCAGAUUGGGCCGAUCUGAUCUCUGAUACUCUUUCGGCCAGUGGGAUUUCCCUCUCACACGUCCUUCUCACUCACUGGCAUGGCGACCAUACUGGCGGGGUCCCCGACCUCAUCCGCCUAUAUCCGGAGCUGGCCUCGUCAAUCUACAAGCACACGCCGAGCACGACGCAACAGCCUAUCGUAGACGGUCAGGUCUUCCGCGUCGAGGGCGCCACCAUGCGCGCGGUGCACACACCGGGUCACACCGACGACCAUAUGUGCUUCAUCCUCGAAGAGGAGUGCGCCAUGUUCACGGGCGACAACAUCCUUGGCCACGGCACCUCUGCCGUGGAGCACCUGCGAACGUGGAUGGAAACGCUGCGCAAGAUGCAGGCCGAGGGCUGUGAACGGGGUUACCCGGCGCACGGUAUUGUGAUUGCCGACCUGCGGGCCAAGAUUGCCGGAGAGCUGGCGCAGAAGCUGCGACGCGAGCGACAAGUUUUGAAGGCUCUGGUGCAGGCCAAGCGCGAUGAUAGAGGUGUCGGCCAGGGGCAGGGACGAGGCAAGAGUAGCGUCACGGUCAAGCAGCUUGUGGCGGCUAUCUAUGGGGAGAGAGUGGAGGUGGGGCUUAGGGAGUUGGCGCUGGAACCAUUCAUGGCCGAGGUUCUGCGAAAAUUGGCUGAGGAUGGCAUUGUGGCAUUUGAGGUGAGGGGAGGAGUGAAGAAGUGGUUUGCGCUUGAGGAGUAUAGGUCCAAUUAA